UGCUAUUGUAUCUUCACAGAACCCUAUAAGAGAGCUUCCAUAUGAAGCGAAUAUCACGCAUUUCAAUCUCGAUAUUACAACCGGUCGCGCCCUCCAUAACAAUCUAAAAGAUCGACGGGAUGCAGGCCGUUUCGUUGAACAGCAGGGGAAACCCGUUUCUCCUCGGAAUCGCAGGCUACGGGAGGACUAUGGCCGCUUCGGAAGAGAACAACCUCUUAUCGGCUAUUGAGACUCAAUUGAAUUUACAGACGAGAUGCACUACGAUCCUUCGGAGCAGCCGAAACAGUGAAUUAUACGCCAAAAAGGUACACGUUAUAAUUCGGAGAAUCUUCAAAAGCGGCCGCAGAAAACGGGCGUUGCACUUCAUAUUGCUGCGUCUUGCAAUUGGUACUCAAAGAGCAGUCUUAUCUUCUAUCACGACAAGUCUGAGGAUCUUCCAAAACCACGAAGGCCUAGAAAGCCUAGGCAAAAACAGACUGAGACAGACGAACAGUUCCCUUCUAGAUUGCAAGAGUGGAAGGCAAGAAUACCUCACGAGAUUCAGGUCAAACGGAAGGGGAAUUCUAUGACCCAGGAGCAUUAUGCUAAGCAUAUUCUCCCAGCCUAUAUCGCGCGUAUUGAGGCUGCUCGUUUAUACCACCGCGGAUCGUUCGGUGCUGACGUCUGUGGACCAUUUAUGAUGUUACAAGAGGAUAACGAUCCAUCGCACGGUACACAGUCAUUUAACGUCGCGUCGGCAUUAAAACAUGCCCAUUGGAUUACAUGCAUAAAGCAUCCACCACAAUCCCCAGACCUAAACCCGAUUGAAGCACUUUGGGGGAUCCUAAAGCAGAGUGGACGCAAACGGGUAUGGCGAUCGAUU
Messenger RNA from Eremomyces bilateralis CBS 781.70, 862 nucleotides. RefSeq lists its product as uncharacterized. The coding region runs from base 120 to 569 and encodes 149 amino acids. The record is from RefSeq and is a predicted model, not a curated record. Lineage: Eukaryota; Fungi; Ascomycota; Dothideomycetes; Eremomycetales; Eremomycetaceae. The transcript has a single exon.